AUGGCGGAAAGUGAACCAGUAUACAAAUUUGGGUCCCCUCAGGAACAUCUCCCUACGUGCGACAAACAUACUGAACUUAUUGAUAUGGUCUGUGAGGACUGUGAUGAAUUCGUUUGUACUGAUUGUGUCAAAACAGACCACAAAGAUCACAACUGGGUCACAUUAGUCAAGGCGGCCAGUCACAGGAGGAGACAACUCCUUGGAUUCAUAAAGACCAUCAAAGACGGGAAAUUAUCGGACAUUGACAGAAAGAUAGAAAACACAUCCACAAAGAUGAAAGAAAUUGAAAAACAAAGCGACUUCGAGAUGGAAAAGCUACGGAAGCAUUUUGAUGACAUCAUAGCGAGACUUACAGAAAUUAAAACACACCAUGAAAAGACUCUGAGAGACAAUCUCAUUGAAAGAUGUGAACAGGUGAAUCGUUUGAAAGCUCAAUACGGGGAACAGAAAAGGAAUUUUGUUGAGUCGGUAAAAUUCAUGGAGGAGAACAAUAGCAUGAUGUCUGAUUAUAAUUUCAUUGGUAAUCACAGAGAACUGUUAAAACUGGUGUCUGGUGAGGACGAUGAUACGACGAUCGGUGAAUAUUCAUUGAGAUACACAAGUAGAGAUCUCCGUGGUGAUGAACUGGAUUCCCUGAUGGGACAAACAUUUGAUUUAGAAGACAUUAGUGUUACUGAAGCAAACUCAUUUCAAUAUAGUGAUGCUGCUGUACAUAAUUUGGAAGCGUUAAAUGAGAAUGAAUGUUAUGCUAAAUUCUUUAAAUCAGAAUACUUUGAACAUAUCAACAAACAAAGUGAUAAGAAACAAAAAUACGAUGUAAGUGUGGAAGAUUUCAGUGUGGCAGAUACCGGUGAUGUUUAUUUCACUGACAAUAGGAAUAAAGCCAUUGGCCGUCUGUCUCCGUCCGGAUCCAUCUCUACAGUAGUCAGUACACGUCCACUGGUACCAGGAGGAAUCUGUCAGUCAAUGGACGGUGGUCUUCUGGUCACUUUGGGAGAUACUGAAUCAAAUUCAUAUAUGAUAGAUUCCCGCAGCAGACGUUUGGUCAGACACAUGAUGUUGACCGGUGACGUCAUUCGCGAGUACGAGUACCGGGAAGACGGUCAGACCAGACUGUUUACUGAACCAGGCAAAGUCAAGCAGAACGGUAACUCUGACAUCUGUGUUGUGAAUCGGGUAUCUGAUACAACGGGUAACGUGGUGACUUUGUCAUCGUCUGGUCGUCUGAGGUUUGUCUAUCACGGACAGAACCUGGAUAAGGAUUUUAUUCCAUCUGAUGUGGUGUGUGACUUCCGAUGUAACAUCCUUGUUGCUGACUACUACAAUCAUCGAAUCCAUCUGCUGAGUCCUGACGGGGAGUUUAUGAAAUUUUUAAUGAGUGAGAGUAACAUUUACGGCCCAACCGCGUUGUCCCUGUAUAGGUCUAUCCUGUGGGUGGGGGAAUUUAAUGGCAGAGUAAACGUAAUCCAGUUAUAA
This is a messenger RNA of Ostrea edulis (European flat oyster), 1476 nucleotides long. RefSeq lists its product as uncharacterized. Gene Ontology annotation, biological process: positive regulation of DNA-templated transcription. The record is from RefSeq and is a predicted model, not a curated record. NCBI's taxonomy places the organism in Eukaryota, Metazoa, Mollusca, Bivalvia, Ostreida, Ostreidae. The transcript has a single exon. Bases 1 to 1476 code for a protein of 491 amino acids. Gene Ontology annotation, cellular component: chromatin; nucleoplasm. Gene Ontology annotation, molecular function: zinc ion binding; protein binding; ubiquitin-protein transferase activity.